AUGCUGCCUAUCGUCGAGCCACCACCACCCGAGGAUCCGUCAAGAUGUCAACUUCUAGGGCCUACUGCCCUUGCAGUACAGGGAGCGAUGGGAAUCUUGGUAAUCGCCUCGUUGGUGGCCAAGCGGCAUUUUGAGCGGCGCAAGCGCCCAUGGCGAAUAUGGCUGCUAGAUGUGGGCAAGCAGCUGGUCGGACAGGCCGUCCUCCACGCUUCCAACCUCCUGAUAUCCGGAUUGAUAGCGGAGGGCCAGCAUAACAAUCCCUGCUCGACCUACUUUCUCAAUAUCCUCAUCGAUACGACAAUAGGCGUUGCGAUAUUAUACUUUGCGCUCAAGGCGGCGACGCACCUGAUGGAGAAGCAUACAGGACUGGAUGGACUGCAGAGUGGAUACUAUGGAGACCCGCCCAAGUUUAGAAACUGGUGGCACCAACUCAUCCCCUACUUGACCGCUGUCCUCGUCAUGAAGAUUGUGGUCCUCCUCCCCCUCACACUUCCUGGUAUAUCCACCGUCCUCCUCCGCUUCGCUCACGCCACUAUCGAGUACCUCUCGCCCAGCCUUCAGGUCAUCUUUGUCAUGAUGGUCUUCCCGCUCAUCCUCAACACACUCCAAUUCCUACUCGUCGACCAGGUGAUCAAAGCUGGAAAGGCGGACGUGGUGGCGGACGGGUAUGAGCGGGUGGAUGAGGAGGCGAUACUGCCCAAGCCUACACCGCAGAACAGCGUUCCGAGCUCGCCCCUAUUGGCAGCAGCCGACAGCGUGGGCGGGAAGCGAGGAACCUGA
Messenger RNA from Dioszegia hungarica, 780 nucleotides. Its product is annotated as vacuolar membrane protein-domain-containing protein. Bases 1 to 780 code for a protein of 259 amino acids. Gene Ontology annotation, cellular component: membrane. The record is from RefSeq and is a predicted model, not a curated record. Lineage: Eukaryota; Fungi; Basidiomycota; Tremellomycetes; Tremellales; Bulleribasidiaceae. The transcript is spliced from 5 exons.